Messenger RNA from Talaromyces rugulosus, 4869 nucleotides. RefSeq lists its product as uncharacterized. Lineage: Eukaryota; Fungi; Ascomycota; Eurotiomycetes; Eurotiales; Trichocomaceae. Gene Ontology annotation, biological process: regulation of DNA-templated transcription. Bases 1 to 4869 code for a protein of 1622 amino acids. The record is from RefSeq and is a predicted model, not a curated record. Gene Ontology annotation, cellular component: Cdc73/Paf1 complex. Gene Ontology annotation, molecular function: RNA polymerase II complex binding; acyltransferase activity. The transcript has 4 exons.
AUGUCUGAACUACGACAGCGAAUACCCAGCCCGGCGAAGCAAGAUGAGCAACCUCCGCUGGAAACAAAAGGCGACGAGCCGAGGCUGAAGCAUGGGAUUUUCAUGCAGAUUAUUCGGUCUCUUCUUCUACUCACUUGGUUUGACGGGUGCAGUGUUUGUAUAGUAGCUAUGCAGCUGAUUGGAGCGCCGCUAUAUCUCAUCAACAAGGACUAUUUUUACGCCUACAUGGCCAUGACGAAGCAAUGCUUUGGGAUCGUUAUCAUUACCGUCACCCAGUGGGGUGCUCCGACACUGGUCCGAAUUAGUGGCGAUGAAACAGUCAGAGGGCAGCUUCAUCUUACUGCUGAUGGCCGAUUAAAGACGGACUUCUCGAACCGUCUCGUGUUCAUCGCAAACCACCAAGUCUAUACAGACUGGCUGUACCUGUGGUGGAUCACUUACACCUCGCGUAUGCACGGCCACAUCUAUAUCAUAUUGAAGGAGUCUCUCAAAUACCUGCCGAUACUUGGUCAGGGGAUGAUGUUUUACGGAUUCAUCUUCAUGGCUCGGAAGUGGGAAUCGGAUAAACCGCGUCUACAACAUCGCCUUGAAAAACUCAAAACUCGCCAUUCGGGCCCAAUGUCUGGCACCCAAAGUCUGGACCCAAUGUGGCUGCUGAUUUUCCCCGAAGGAACAAAUCUGUCUACCAACACAAAGAGGAUCAGUGACAAGUAUGGCGAGAAGGCGGGCAUCGCACCUCUCAAGCAUAUGAUUCUCCCCAGGUCCACCGGUCUGUUUUUCUGCUUGCAACAAUUGAAGGGUACUAUGGACUGGGUUUACGACUGUACUAUUGGUUAUGAAGGGCCGCCAAAAGGCUGCUAUCCCGAUCGCUACUUCACGCUACGAUCUACAUACGGCCAGGGUCGCCCCCCAAAGUCGGUGAACAUGCAUUGGCGGCGCUGGGCUCUGGAUGAUAUUCCCUUGGAUGAUCAAAAGGUUUUCGAGGCCUGGCUCCUGGAACGCUGGAGGGAAAAGGACGAUCUGCUUGACCAGUUUUUUGAGACCGGACGAUUCCCAACCUCGCUCGAGUCUUCUAUUGACAGCACUGGGGUUACCGGACAGCAAAAGACUGAAGCCUCGCGUGGGUAUCUAGAGACAACGAUCCGCUUGACACACUGGUUUGAGAUUGGCCAGAUCUUUGGGAUACUUGGGUUCUGGCAGCGUCGUGACUUUUUCCUGCAAACGCCCUCCCGUCGCGCCGCCCAGCGUCCCCCGACAGAGAACAUGGCAGCAGCCGUGGAGAACGGUCACGCAAAUGGCCUUGAUGGCCUAAACGGAGCUGUGCCCGCCGAUGCUCGCUUCUCCGAUAUUCCUUCGGCCAUUGAUAUUCCCGCGUCGACGUUUGACAGUGAAGUGGAAGUCAGCCUCGAAGAACUGCCCGACGACCCAACCGAACUCUGCACGCUUUUAGAAAACGAGAAAGCCGCCAAAAACUUCUGGGUCAUCAUCGCCUUGGCCUAUGCGAAGCAGAAACAAUUUGACCAUGCGAUCGAAAUCCUCCAAAAGGGUCUGGCGUCUGUCGCUCACGGGGCAACAAAGGAGAAACUGGUGCUUCUGGGCUGGGUAUGCUGGCUGUUGAUGCUGAAGAGUCGUCAGGCUCCUCGAGUUGCCCCCGAGGGAGCUGGCUCUGAGGUGCGGACCAAGGACUACUAUCUUCAGCAAGCAACGUCGACCUUGAACGAGGCAUCUCGCCUGAACCCAUCUCAUCCACCUUUGUUUCUUGCCCGCGGUGUCCUGUCGCUUCUACGCGCAUCCUUGUUGCCCCCGAAACCGGCCAGGCCAGGCAUUCCGGAUAACUCAGAAAGGGUCGAGAUGUUACGGCAAGCUUUGAAAUGCUUCGAGGAAGCCGCCAAGGGCUCCGGUGGUAGAAACGUGAUGGCCUAUCUGGGUCUUGCGAGAGCGCAGUAUUCUUUAGGGAAAUAUGCAGAAGCACUCGUGACAUAUCAGCAUGUCCUCGGGAAAAUGCCCAGUCUCACGGAUCCUGAUCCUCGAAUUGGAGUUGGGUGCUGUUUAUGGCAACUGGGCUUUAAGGAUCGAGCCAAGGAUGCUUGGGAGCGCGCACUGUUUUUGAACCCGAAAUCAAAAGUGGCAAACGUUCUGCUAGCAUCCUACUACCUUCACAACAGUUCUCAAUACCCGACGAGCGACCCGCGAUUCGGUGAAUUAUACAAAACCUCCAUGACACACACGUCAAAUGCCCUCAAGCUGGAUAAAGACUACCCCAUGACCUGCGCAAGGUUUGCAGGCUACAAAUUGAUCCGCAAGGACUACCAGGCAGUGGAAAUUCUCGCCCGCAAGGCUAUUGAACAAACAGAUGUCAUGUCUAUUGCUAGUGACGGUUGGUUCCUUCUAGGACGAAAAGCUCACUAUGAAGGCGACACAGCCAAGGCUACCGAGUACUUCAACCGAUCAGACCAAGCCCGCGGUGGUGUUGAUAGCGGAUACUUGCCGGCCAAGUUUGGAGUCGUUCAGAUGCAAGUCAAGUCCACGGAUCUUGACGGAGCAAAGUUUCGACUGGAAAAGAUCAUUCAGCAGACGAAAAGCUCAGAGUGCAUGUCCUUACUGGGUGCUCUGCUCGCCGAGGAUGUAUUUUCUGCGCAAGCGAGCGGCAGCAAGGACGACAAAUCCGCGGAUGCCACAAAGGCUAUCGGGUUGUUUGAAUCAGUCCGAAGUCUUUGGAAGGAUUCGACCAAGAAUAUCUCGCCCGAUGAAUCUGUGUUGAUAUAUCUUUCGCGCUUAUACGAGACUACCGCUCCGGAAAAGAGCAUGCAGUGUCUCACACAGUUGGAAGAAAUGCAGAUGGAGCAGGUCGCCGACCAGGAUCGCCCUCAAGACAUUGAGGAUGAGGCCGCUUUCAAGGCUGCUCUCCGGGACUACUUGCCACCUCAACUGUUGAACAAUAUCGGCUGCUUCCUUUACCAAUCGGACAAGGCUUCUCAAGCUAAGGAUCUCUUCCAGUCUGCACUGAAUGCCUGCACGCGUUCUGAAGAAAGUGAGGGCGAGAAAACAACGGAUGCACUUGUCACAACCAUCAGUUAUAACCUUGCCCGCGCAUUAGAAGCGCUCGAUAUACCCGACGAAGCCAAGAAGACUUAUGAGAGUCUUCUCGAACGCCAUAGCGAUUACACCGAGGCUAAUGCACGCAUGACCUAUCUUGCACUCCGCCAAAGCCCGACAGACGAAGGGCCGAAGAGAAUGACCAAACUUUACGAGAGUGACUCGACCAAUCUCGAGGUUCGCGCAUUGUUUGGUUGGUAUCUCAGCAAGUCUAAAAAGCGAGUUGCCAACAUAGCCGAAGACAACGAACAGCGACAUUACAAGCAUACGCUACAGCAUUUUGAUAAGCACGACAAAUACGCUUUGACGGGGAUGGGCAAUGUCCACUUGCUCGCAGCCCGCGAUAUGCGGCGCGAGACAGACCAAGACAAGGAAAAGAGGCGCAAGAUGUAUGAACGGGCAGUGGAGUUUUUCCACAAGGCUCUACAACUAGAUUCGAAGAAUGCCUACGCCGCUCAGGGCAUUGCGAUUGCGCUCGUGGACGACCGCAAGGACUUCGCUGGUGCAGUGCAGGUAUUCUCCAAAGUCAAGGAUACGGUGAAAGACGCCAGUGUUUACCUCAACCUCGGACAUGCUUAUGGAGAACUGAAGCAAUACGCUCGGUCGAUUGAGAACUAUGAAUUAGCCUUGUCAAAAGAUCGAGCGCGCGAUACACAGGUGUUGGCAUGUCUCGGGCGAGUGUGGUGGUUGAGAGGGAAGCACGAAAAGAACCUAUCCGCAAUGCAGUCGGCUCUCGACUAUGCUUCUCGGGCUCUCGCCGUUGCGCCAGAACAGGUACAUCUCGAGUUCAACGUUGCAUUUGUUCAAAACCAGAUUGCGGUAUUGGUAAACAGCCUGCCAGAAAUGCAACGGACGGUCCAGGACCUCCAGCAAGCAGCCGAGGGCCUCGAAAAGGCAAUUGAAACCUUUAGGCGCAUUGCGCAAGUGAAGAACCCUCCAUACCCACCGGGCUCCCUGGAACAGCGCGCAAACAUGGGCCGCAACACCAUCAGCAAGCAGCUCGAACGAUCCAUCCAAAGCCAAAAGGACUUUGAAGAAAAGAACGCCCUCAAAUUGCAAAAGGCGCGCGAAGCCCGCGACGCCGAGCUAAAACGCCGCGAAGAAGAAGUCCGCAAAGCGCAAGAAGCCGAGCUGGAACGAAAACGUCAACUCGCAGAGCAACGCCAGAAAAUGGUUGAGGAAACGCAGCGCCUGGCAAUACAGCGAGCCGAGGAGCAGCGCGCGCGCGAGGCAGUUGAUUUUGGGACGGAUUCGGAGACUGGAGAGAAACAACAAAAGCGCAGACCCAAGAAAACUUCCAAGCGCAAGAAGAAGGAAGAUGACGAUAUUGUCUCGGAUGGACGCAGCGUCAGCGUUUCGCGCUCCGAUGGUGGUGAUGCAUCGCCAGCACCCAAGAAGCGAAGGCGCCUGGAACGCCGCGGAGGAGGAGGAGGAGGAGGAGGAGCAGGAAAAGCCGCAAAAGUCACAAAAGAGAAGCCCGGUAAAUACAAGAGCAGCGAACUUGUCGUCGACUCGGACGAGGAAGACGAAGACGAUGCCGCUGCUGCUGCUCCAGUGGAAGCCGAUGAUGACGUCGCCUCGCGAACUGCCGAUGAUCUAUUCGACCAAGACGAUGAAGAAGAAGACGCCGUUGUCACGCCAGCACAAAAAGACCGCGGCCGUGUUCGCGGCAGUAAGCGUGUGGUCGAUGAUAGCGACGACGAGGAUGUCGAACCAGCUGCAGCGGCAGCUGUCAAUGAAGAUGAGGAGAUGGAAGAUGUUGCGGAUGAAUAA